Molecule: messenger RNA, 1446 nt
Organism: Capronia coronata CBS 617.96
Lineage: Eukaryota; Fungi; Ascomycota; Eurotiomycetes; Chaetothyriales; Herpotrichiellaceae
Product: alkanesulfonate monooxygenase
Exons: 4
Coding region: 1-1446 (481 amino acids)
Molecular function (GO): oxidoreductase activity, acting on paired donors, with incorporation or reduction of molecular oxygen; monooxygenase activity
Source: RefSeq, a predicted model, not a curated record
AUGGCCGAAGGUCAAACAGAUGCCAACGGCAUGACAGGUGGUGCCAAAAAGCAGCUUAUCAUCAACGCCUUUGUUGGCUCAUGUAGUGGCCACCAAUCGCCCGGUCUUUGGCAACACCCCGACGACCACUCGUCAGAGUUCCACACCCUGAAGCACUGGGUGAAUCUGGCAAAGUUGCUCGAGAAAGGCAAAUUUCACGGCUUGUUCAUUGCCGAUUCGCUCGGCUCGAAAGAUGUAUACAAAGGACCACGCAAUCCAGCCCCGUCGAUCGCUACAGGAGCCCAAUGGCCCGUCCAUGAGCCUGUUGCGGUCCUUCCAGCCAUGGCAGCCGCGACGGAGAGUAUUGGAUUCGCUGUGACAGUUUCUGUCACUUACGAACAGCCGUAUCAUCUGGCACGCAGACUGAGUACAGUGGAUCACCUGACCGGUGGGAGAGUUGGUUGGAAUGUUGUUACUGGCUAUCUGGAUACGGCCGCCCGAAACAUGGGCUUCGAGAAGCAGGCUGAACACGACGAACGCUACAAUGUCGCCGAGGAAUACACUGAGGUGGUGUACAAGCUCUGGCAAUCGUCCUGGCGUGAUGAUGCAGUCAAGUUAGACAAGAAGACAGGCAUCUACACAGAUCCCUCUCUUGUUCGCACGAUUGAUCACGUCGGUAAAUACUUCAAGGUUCCCGGUCCCCAUAUGUGCCAGCCAUCACCCCAGCGGACACCAGUCAUCAUGCAGGCCGGUACCUCCAGGGCAGGCAAAGCGUUUGCCGCGAAGCAUGCAGAGGCUGUCUUCGUCGGUGCCUAUAGCCCCGUGGUCGUGGCAAAGAACAUUGCAGAUAUCAGAGCCAUGGCCAAGGAGGAGUUCGGACGUGAUCCCCAGUCCAUCAAGUUCAUUGCCAUGUUCUGUCCGAUCAUUGGCAAGACCCAGGAAGAAGCUCAAGCAAAGUAUGAGGAACUCCUCUCUUAUGGCUCCGAGGAAGGUGCUCUGGCCCUUUUUGGCGGCUGGACCGGUAUAGAUCUGGCGCAGUACGAUGACGAUGAAGAACUACGAUACGUCGAGUCUAACGCCGCCCGUUCUGCUGUCGAAGGCUGGGCGAAGGCGCACCCAGGAGUACCCAAGUGGACCAAGAAAGCCCUCGCCGACGACAUCAAGAUUGGCGGAUCAGGAGCGACGGUCAUCGGUACCCCAGAACAUGUCGCAGAUGAGAUGGAGCGAUGGGUGAGAGAAGCAGACGUCGACGGCUUCAACAUCUCUUAUGCCUUGUUCCCCCAGACGUUUGAGGAUGUUAUUGAUCAUCUACUUCCAGUGCUGCGCAAGCGGGGAUUGUUCUGGGAUGAUUAUGCCGUUCCGGGUGGCACAUAUCGCGAGAACCUUUAUGGAAAAGCUGGCCUCACUCAUCCACCAGCAGACCAUCCCGCUGCGGCGUAUCAUUGGAAAGCACCAGCAGAGGCAUAG